This is a messenger RNA of Xyrauchen texanus (razorback sucker), 2429 nucleotides long. It is a transcript of the gene eva1ab, whose product is annotated as eva-1 homolog A (C. elegans). The record is from RefSeq and is a predicted model, not a curated record. The transcript has 4 exons. Bases 444 to 905 code for a protein of 153 amino acids. Lineage: Eukaryota; Metazoa; Chordata; Actinopteri; Cypriniformes; Catostomidae.
UCCAUUCUGACUUGGCCGUAUCCGUCAAUUUGGUGAACACUUCUAUCUUCUCCAUGCCACAUUCCUGCUGCAUGGGCUCAAUGUCCUCCUGAAAUGGGUUAAAAAGAGUAGCACAUCAUUAUAAUUAUAUUUUAUGUCCAACUACUUUUUUGAGUACCUUAGGGCAGACGCAGGAGAGGAGAAAGCAAGCUCUUGAAGAGAAGAGCUUACUUUACAUUUUCUUUUUAGUUCUUUGGGGCUUAUGGGAUCAAAUAGCUCACUUAUGCACAGAGGAAUAUUGAAGUGAGCCACAAUUUUCAAGGCUUCAGCUCUGAUACGUGCAUGGGCAGGAGAAAGGACAGAAUACUGGUGUGACCGCAGGAGUUUUCAUAGAUGGACCACUAUGUCCCCACACUCAACCCAGUAAUACACAAUAAGUUAUCCAUAGAGCGUCAGUGGAUGAAAUGGUUACUCCUUUCUUCAAUGAAAGGCAAGCCAGUACUGAGGAGAUGGCUUUAGUAAGCAAUGCACUGGCUGCUUACUCCUUCAUAGCAGAUCACCCGGAACGGGUGGCAUUGUAUUUUGUGUGUGGAGUGUGUUUGGGACUAGUUCUCACUCUCAUAGCGCUAGUGGUACAGAUCUCCUGUCAAACCGACUGCAAAAGGCAACGAUCGCCCAAGAAAAUUGGGAAACCUGCCGAGAGCAGUAGCGACACCAGCGGCAGCGAUUCAGACUGGGACAAUUCCUCUGACCUGUCGGCACGGCGCCACCGGCGCUUUGAGCGGACGCUCGGGAACAUGUUUACCACCGCCGAAGAGAUGGAGCGCCUGCAGCGACUAGAGGAACGGGAGCGAAUCAUUCGUGAGAUCUGGAUGAACGGACAGCCCGACAUGCCGGGCACCCGAAGCCUGAACCGCUACUAUUGAAGUUUUUGAAGCAUUGCAGAAAUAGCCUCAUGUGGACAAUAUCAUGGCUAUUAGCUACACUUUUUGUGGGGAUAUAGUAAGGGACUGAUAAAUGAACAAAGCCAACACUUAUUAGACUUCUGGGGACUGUUCUUCUUCUAGUGGUGGCACGAAAGUGAAGGAGUAGUUGCUGUUUUAAAUAAAAACCUGGUUUUAUGAAGAAUUCAUCAUACAAUAUAAAACAGUAGAGGAUAAAAUAACAUCCUGGAGCUUUUAUUAUGCUUGACUUGAAAUACUGUAUUUUUAAUUAGAGUUAAAUUUCAUCUGAAAUAAUUGCUAUGGUCACAUUAUAUAUAUAUAUAAUAAUGCUAUGGUCACAAUAUUAGUGUGCAUUUGACAAUUCAGACACCUAAUUUUUUACUUUUUACUGUUAUUUAAGCAAAAUAUAUUUGUGUUACAAAAUGUUUUAUUAUACAAAAGCUUUGUCUUGGAGCUCAGGGUUUACACGACCUAUCCCUCUGUGAAGGAUGUUUUGUUGUUGUUGUUGUUGUUGUUGUUGUAGUAGUUGUUAACUGAUAUAGCAAAGGUCUGUGCCUUUAUUUUAGAACAAUUCUUCUAGUUUUAAUUGUGCAUGGAAGACAAUCACCUCUGUUUUUAUAAUAAAUGUUUCACAGUCUGAAUUUGUAUAUGGUGCUAAUUUCCUGUAGGUAAAAUCCAUAAAUGUUUUAGCUCCGCACAGGCAAUCUGACAAUGGUUCAGAAUAGGCAGCAAAAAAUCCAAAUUCUUCAUCAGACAUUCUGUUCCCAUGACAUUCAAUACAUGAAGCACUCUGAUUCCACACUGAUUCAAUGCAGUAGUUAAAACAUGUAUAUUGAAUUUGUGAGAAACUUGCAACUUGUUGCCUGUCAGGAUCCUGUCACCUUUGUCAGUCUGGUUUAUUGUGAUGUCUGGAUCCUGACUCUUCGGUUUGGUUCGGUCUUGUUUCUCGGGAUACGGACACUCAUGCUCCAUGUCUUGUCUUUUUGUCUGAGCACAUGGCUAAUGAUGGCUUCAUUGCCAUGCGCUCUUUCUGUCUAAUCUAUUGUGUUUGGUUUGAGCACAUGGUUCUUGUUAAGUUGUUUGACAUGUGCUGUCCUGUACUGUCUCUCCUCCUGACCCCAUCCCCUUGUUACCUUGUUAUUAGUUAAUUUGCUUCUCAAGCUUUCCUUAUUACCACCCUUGUUUUCUUGUCUAUUUAACCCCAUUGUGUGUUUUGUCUUGUGCCAGUUCGUUGUGGAUGUUUCCUUGUUACAGGUGUUCCUUCUCCAGCCCUGCCACCAAGUUCUGUGUCUGUGGAAUGUCAUUUGUUUUCCCCUACGGGGUGGUUUUUGUUUAUUUUUAAUAUUAACUAAGCCCAUCUACUCUUGAGUCCUCACCCUCUUUCUCUCUCCAACCCAACCUUGACAGUUUCCUUCUUGUUUAUAUAGAAUUUAUAGAAUGUGUAUGAGGAGUAAUGUGCCAAAUGUUUGUCUGUGGAUCUAGUUGAUACACAUUCCGAUAAAAUAA